AUGAUUGCUAUUUCUCUUAAUAUUGAUUCCAAGUCUAAUAACAGUGUUGGAUUCUUGUAUGGAUAAUUAAUAUUUUAUUCGUAAAGUAUAGAUAUGUUAUUUGCUAUCUUUUUCUUAUCUUUGAUUGCUAACUUUAGCAGUCUGUAAAUAAGGGAGAUGGAUUCUCUGUAUUAAUAUAGUCAAGAGUCGAUAGUGAUAUCUGAAAAAGCACCAUCAAUUUUCAAUGCUUUUAGAUAUGGAUUAUGGUCAAAAUAUAAUCCUUUAACAAACAUACUUUAAGUGGGAAAUGUGGGAAUGUUUGAUAGCGAUUGUUUUCUUUUACAUAGUGCAGUAGAGGAACUUUCAUUAGCUCUUAAUCUAAUUUAUUAUGAUUGUGUAGAUUAUUCUUCAAAGAAAGUCCAGAAAACAAUUGCAUUUAUAGACAAUGAUGAAGUUGAACAUUCAUUUACAAUCACUAUAGAUCCCCUCGAGUAUGAGAAUGUUUGGUAUUUAUUUGAAAUAAUAUAAUGGCCAUUAUUAGAAAGAUUUGAGUUAAGGUUUAUUUAUAAAUAAGAAACCUUUAAUAGGUUUUUGAAUAUUAAAAAACCUUUUAAAGAUGAAAAUUUAAAGCUUAUUUUUGGUGGCGGUAUGAUAGUAACCAAUUCUAAGAUUGGAAUAAUUACACCAGGUACAAAAUUUUCUUAUUUUCCUGGUAAAUUGAUUUAAAUUAAAUUUUAAUUUGAAGACAUUCCUGAGGAUGAAGAUUAAGAAUUAUUGGCAAGAACAUCAUUUAAACCAUUCGAAUAAUGUGAUUGUUAGAUAAAUGAUAUUUUGACACUAGAUGAUAUUUCUAUUAAUCGGCUAGAAAAUUAAUUUUUUACUUCUUAGAAUACAAACUGUAAUUCUUUCUAAUUAUCUGGAUGGUUAAAAAUUACUGAUAUAAUUUAGAAUUCAGAUGUAUUUACUUAUUAGUUAAUUGCUCUCACAUCAAAUUUUUAAAACUAAUUAGCCAAUAAAAAUUUAUCACCUUUUACUUUGUCUUAUAAGAUUUCUCAAAUAAAGAAUUAAAUUAUUGUAACAACUUAUAGUUACACAUUUCCAUCAGCAACAAUUAGUUUUUCUGACGAUCCAUUUCUAAUAACAAAAGAACUCGAUCUCACAAAUACAUUACUUCUUUGGUAAAAAUUAUAAGUCCAACUACUUGAUGAUUAACUUAUAAUUAAUGUUAAAUUUUAUGAAGGACAUGAUAUUUAUGAAUACAACAUUUAAUAAUAAGUAAAUUAGUUUAAAUGCACUCAAUUUAAACUUUAGUAUGGUAACAUUUUAUAAUCAACUGCUAAUUACUUUAAAAUUAUAGUCAGAAACAUGGGGUUUAAUAAUUGUAAUGCAAUUGAUACAUUAUAAAUUUGUCAUUACAGUUGUGAAGAAUGUGAUGGUCCAACUUCAAAUAACUGUUUAUCUUGUUCUAUUGAGUCUUAAAGAAUAUAUUUACCUGAUUUCAAAGCUUGUGUUUGUCCCUUUGAUACAAUUGAUGAAAAGAAAUGUAAAUCUUACACAGACCUAAAAUUUAAAGUUUCAGAUAAAAGAAAAGUAAUGCCUAAAUGCAAUUAUGGGUAUUUUGAAUAUGAAGAUAGUUGCUUGCGUUGCCCUACCAUAAUUAAUGAUUAAUUUGUUAUUUGCUUAGAGUGCAUAUAAAAUCCUUAAGGAUGGAGCAAGAAUUCUUAAUGUGAAUAUGAUUUAUACAUAAGCAAAAAUGGCGAAGUGGCAAAUUAGAAAUGGAGAGGUACUCUAAUUUAUUAUACUUUUGAUGGAGAUGAGUUAUUACUUUGCAACAGAUGUUCAAAGAAAUCUCCUUUUUUGGCUGAGGAAUAAGAAAUAUAAUAAAUUUUAGGUCAACAAUAUCUAAGUUUUCAGUGUUAAUUUUUGUUUGAUUAUUGUAGCCGUUGUUGGAUAUCUGUUGAUGGAUUUGAAUGUUUAGUUUGCUUCUACGGAUUUAAUUUGAUAGAUAAUCAUUGUGUAAGCAAGGUCAAAAUCCCUGAUGAUGUCAAAUACUGUCCGACAUCAUCUUAUGUUACUCAUCAAAGAAAAUGCAAGUUAUGUCCGAUUCUUCAUUGUAAAUACUGCUUUGAAUACCAAGACCACGAUUUAUCCAAAUGCACUCUAUACAUUGGUUUUGGGGAUUUCGAUAUAGAUAAUGAAAUCAAAAUUGGAUGUGCAUUAUGUGAGGAUAACUAUAUUUUUGAUUUCGAAAUUGGAAUCUGUAUAUAAGAUACUCCAAAAAUAUAAAAUUGUUUGAGAUCUUAUAUAUAUGAUGGCUAAGAAAUCUGCACAUUAUCAUCAAUUGAUGAUUUUAGUGUGGCUCUCGAAAUAAUUAAUUGCCAUACACAUUUACCACAUUGUGAAUAAUGUGUGUUAUCACCUCAAUAUACUAUUAAAUGCAUUGUCUGUCAGGUUGGAUACUCUGCCUCAAUUUAAAAUGGAGGGUGUUAUCUAGCUGAUGAGUUUGGGGUCUAUGGAGGUAAAAUCGUAAUUGAUGCUGUCUUUGAAUUAAAGGAUGGGUGGGUUUAAAGAAUUUAGAGUUUUAUGAUGAAAUUUUUGCCAAAUAAAUAUUUCUACUUUCAAGCUAAAUUUGAUAAUUGGCUUUUGUAAAUGAUAGUCGAAUGUUAAGAUAAUUAUUUCCUUGGCCAAUAUUUCUAAUGUCAUAAAAAAUGCGAUUCCUCAUGUUUAGAAUGCAUAGUUGAUGGAAGUGAUCUUUAAUUUUGUAACAAAUGCCCUUUAAAUUAUUAUUAAUAACCCAUCAGAGAUUAAAUAAAUGGAAUUUGUUCUGGAUGUAGUCAGCUAUGUCAAGCCUGUACAUCUCGAACAGAUGCUGAGAUAAAAGCUCAUCAACCAAAUUUUAUUAUUAAUGGUAAUAAUUUUAUCCAUACAAAGAAGUGUCUAAAGCAACUUUAAAUUCCUAACAUCUAUAUGGAUCCAUAUGAUUAAACAACUAAGUAUUGCUUUGAUGAAACAUGUUCAAAAAUGCUCGAAUAUAACUUUGACAUAUAUUAUUGUGAAUGGUUUAAUAUUUUUUUGGAAGAAGAAAUAGAUAUUAAUUAUCUUAAUGCAAUAGGAAUAGAUAGCUUGGUUUUAAGUUUUAAUUUUACGACAUUCGCUAAUUCUUGCACUAUUUAAAACCUUGAAAUGAACACUAAAUUAAAAAGCAAAGUAUUUUCACUCAAUUAUAUACAUUUCAUUUAUACCUCAAGAGAAGGAUUGAUAAUGAAAUAUAUUGACUUUUUGUAUUUCAAUAAUAUUGACAAAAUAGAAAUUAACUAAAUUAUUCAUGAAACUUAUGAACAAUUUUAGGUUUUAAUGGAAAACAACCAUUAAUAAAUCUAGUUAUAUUUGUCCAAUUUUAUUAUAUAAGAUAGCUAAAUUUAGGACAUAGUAUCAGUAUUUUAAAGUGAAAAAUUUGGUGAUGUAAUUAUGAAUAAUGUGUAUCUCUUAAAUACAAGUUUUAUAAACUCUUCAUUUUUGAAUUUAACAGAUUAUAUGCUUUAGGGGACAAUUCAGAUAGACACCUUUGUUAUUCGAAAUUGCACUAUGCUAAAUUCAAAUUUCUUCCAAAUUACUAAUAAUCAACUUAUAUUGUCUAUUAAGAAUGUUCUCAUUGAGGAUUCCGAUUUUACAAAUGUAUUUAUAUAUUUUUUUGAUUUCAAUGUUUUUCAAUCAAGUACAGUAGACGUUUAUAAUAUUACAGUGAAGAAUAGCAAAUUUGUAAACUCAAGUCUUUUUAAUUUUUAGAAUUAUAUUACUCUAUAUUUAAGGUACCUCUAAUUGGAAUCAAAUACUUUAAUCUCAACAAAUUUUAUUAUUUCAAAUCAUAAUACCUCAUUAUCAUACAUCAAAAUUUAAAAUAAUGAAUUUGUAGAAUCACAACUAAUUACUAUGCUUGAGAGAACAGAAAAUAAAUCAAUGGUUGUCCUACUAAAUUAAAUUGAGGCUUCGAACAAUCAAUUUGAGAACUCUAAAUGUUUUAAAUUAUUUACUAAUCAAGAGUUUAGCCAAAUCGAUUUAACAAUAUCGAAUCUAAUAUUUAAUGAAAUCUCAAGUAUCGAUAGUUCAGAUACCAGAUCCUAUCUAUUUCAGAUUAAGGCUCUUAAAUUAAAAAUAUAGAAUGUGGAUUUUAGAAAUCUAAAAAAUAUCUUUCUAUUUUCUAUUUUUGAUAGCAAUGAGAUCCUAAUACAAAAUGUAAUUUAUGCUAAUUCAGCUUAAAUUUAUUAAGUGCCAUUUUCUUAAUCAUGCUAAGUUGAGAUUAAUGAGAAAAAUUAAAUGCUGAAGAUAGAGAAUUUUUUUACUCUAAAAAUUGUAUCUGUCUAAAUUAUCAACUAAUUUGCGAUUGAUGAGUCUUUUUUAGAUUUAUCAUAGAGAUAAUAGUUUGAGAAACCUGCCAGUUUAGAUUUAGCGGAUCUUGCUUUUAGAGGAAAUGUAUAAAUAUACAAAAAAUCAUAAAGAUUGCUUUCACUUUUAGCUCUAUAUUCAGAAUGGAGUCUUAAUGUACACAUUAACAAAAUUCAAUUUUUUGAGAACUGCUUUCACUCAGUACCUGAAAUUUACUUUUAAUCCUAUGCCUCUUUAGUUUUCAUGAAUAUCAAAUCAAGUGACAUUGAGAUCUUUAAUUUCUCUUCUCAAAGUAAUGCAUUUACAAAUUCAUCUAAUUCAUUCAUUUUCAUUGAAGCAAAUACAAUAAAAAUUUAAAAUUUAUAAGUCUCAAACCAUAAUAUUCUAACCUCUGAAUUAUGGGAAAGGUUUUAUGGUUUACAAUUAGGUGUACUUCUUAAUUAAUAAUAAAUAAAUCAGGUUGUGUUUUAGGCCCUAAAUAUUUCAAAUAUAGGAGGUGUAGGGUAAUUAAAAGCAUCAGUUUUUACUUGUUUAAAUUGUAACUUUUAAAAUGUUCUUGCUUUAAGGAGUUUCCUUUUUGAUAUAACAACUUUAUAUUAAGGAAUAAUAAAAUUUAUAAAUCUGAUUGCAAGCGAUUUAAUAGGUGAUUUGAAAUAAGAGACAGAUAGUUAAGGUUGUAUAAGCAUCUCCUGCUAAGACAGUUCUCUCGAACUUGAAAUUUCAAAGUCUAGUUUUAGGAAUAUCUAUAACAGAAUGUCUCCAUCUAUACUAUCCAUUUAGCCAUCAAAAAUUAGAAAUAAGAUUAGAUUAAUUGAUACUUCAUUUGAAGAUUGUCUGUCUCUAAUGAAUUCGAUACUUUUGGUACAAUUCUCCAACAAGAUAUAUAAUAAAAAUACUGUAGAAUUGCGAAAUAUUAUGAUAGUAUAGCAGUUGAAUUCAUGGCUGAAACAUUUUUAAUAAUUGGGAACUCUAAGCCUUUAAGAACUAUUACUUAUUUCAAGUAAUCAAAAUUCAUUGCUUAAUAUUGAAAGUUCUUCAAUAUUAAUAUUCAACAUUAGUAUUUAAGGUGUGUAUCUAUCACCAAUAUUUAAAAUUGUAAAUACACCAAAAUUAAAAAUUAAUCAAGUUUGGAUCAAAGAGAUUAAGUUAUUUUAUUCCUUUACUUUGAUAAAUAUACAGUAAAUGCUGGAUAUUCAAACAAUAGUUUUGUUUGAACAUGUAAAUAUCUUCAGCACUUCAAUUUAUGAAGCAAAACUUUAAAGAGUUGAAAUAUCAGACUUUGAUUUUGUGCUUAAUGACUGUGUUGUAGUAACCACUCUAGAGAAAAAGUUUCAAGAGAACUAAUUGUUUUACUAUUUAAAUGAUAUUCUUACUAUAAUGGAAGAACAUAAUGAAGAUUAACUUUCCUUAAUUAAUAUUUAUACUUUAUCCAGUAAACAUACUUUCUAUUUCAAUAAAUUAGAACUUGUUAAUAAUAAUUGUUUAUACUGCACGUCUGGAUUGAUUAAAUUUGAUUUAGCCUCUUUCCAAUCCAUAAAAAUAUAAGAGCUAAUCUGUAUUAAUAACAUAAUUAAAUAAUUUGGAUGUAUAAACUUUUUAAGUGAAAUAUAAGAUUCUCCUGCAAUUUAGAUAUUCAGUUCCGCUUUUCUAUUUAAUAGAGGAACUUAAGGAGUUGCUAUUUCAUCAAACAAGCCUAUCAUCCUCAAAUAGUGCAAAACCAUCUAAAAUAUUGCAACCUAUAGAGGAGGUGGUUUAUAUUUAGAACUGAAUAGUAAUCAAUUUAUUAUUGAAAAUUCUGUCAUUAUUGAAAAUCAAGCAGAAGAAGGUGGAGGACUAUACACUAUUGGAAACGGAGUUUUAAAUUAACAUAAUUUAAAUAAAACGUAUUUACUAUUUAAUAAUGCUUCUGUUUAUGGAAAUAAUUUGAUUGUAAAUCCUACACAUUUGGCGUUGUUUAUUAAUUCCUAAGAAAUGAAAGUGUAUGAAGUAGAUCCAGAAUAAAUUUAAACAGAUGUUCUUAGAAUUACACCUUAUUCUACUAUAUAAUAAGAAAAAUUAAUUGAAACUUCCUAUUUAAUGAUUCCCAGUGGUUAAUCAAUUGAAGAUUUUUCUCUUUCUAUGCCCAAAUUAUAAUAAACAUACCAAUAGAUUAAGACAAUAGAGAUAAUGUUAAAAAAUUCAUUGAAGGAAUUUCAAAAAAACAUCAUUAACUCAACUUGCUUAAUAAGCGACAAGAUCGUUAAAAUGAACGGAGAAAAAAUAAAUGGGAAUCUUCAAAAUGUCUCAUUACUCUACUAAAAAGAGAAAAGUACUUUUGAUUUAAGUUCAAUUACUUUUUAUUUUGAUCCAUACGAAAAAGAUUACAGAUAUUUGGAAAUAUCAAUUAUAUGUUUAAAAGAAGGAUAAAUUAAUCCAUUGAAGUACGUGAUCUAAGCCUAAAGCUAUAAAUGCUAGCUUGGAGAAUUCCAUGUUGAAAAUGGUUGUUAAAUUUGCUAAUCCAAUCAAGGCUUUUACUCAGUAACAUAUGAUGUUAUUAAAUGCUCUAUAUUUGACAAGGAGAAAUUUUUGGAGAUAACAUCCAAUGCAAUAAAGUUGCAGGAAGGUUAUUGGAGACCAAAUUAUUUAUCAGACUAUUCUACGUUAUGUUUUAAGAAACCAAGUUUUUGUGUGGGAGGUUGGGAUAUAGGAGAUGAACUUUGUAGCAAAGGACAUGUAGGAGCUCUGUGUGAAGAGUGUGAUAUAUAUAAUAUAAGAGGAGAUGGAUAAUACUUAAAAAAUUUAUAAAAUUCUGAAUGUCUAUCAUGCUUUGGGAUAUCAGAUAGCAUACUUCCUUUUAUCUUAAAUUCAAUUUGGUAAAUUUAUAAAUACAAUAUUAGGGCCAUAUUAUCAAUCAUCCUUACUGUUAAAAGCAUUGUAAAAUCUAAUGAUUUAUUCUUGUUUCUCAAAGUUAAAGAAAGAUUUAGUUAAAUACUCUUUAAAUUAAACUAAGAUCGCGAAAGCAUUUUAAUAAAAAUGUUCUUAAAUUAUUUAUGGAUAUUUUCCCUUAUUUUUACAUUCAAUAUAAAUUUUUCUUUUUAGUUUAAUUUUGUUGACUCAGCUAGUAAUACAUCCUUAUCAAUGGCUAAUAAUUUAGAUUGUUAUUUGUCUUAAAUAGUGGGAUUUUAGUUAAUCUAUUCCAAGAUCAUUUUAAUAUUAUUAUUGAUUUUUUGGCAAUUCGUAAUCAUCAUGAUAGGACUUUUAGUGCUUCCAGAUAUAUUAAACUCCAAAUUAAAAAUAAGUAUUGUCUCAAAUAUUUUGCUAUGCUUGUAUAUUUUCAAUUACGCUGGAUUUAUCAAAAUGCUGUGUUCGGCAGUAUCAUACAGAGAAAUAUCCAAUAUUAAAUACAUCUAGGGUGAUCUAACAUUAAAAUUCAAUACGGAAACUCAUUAUUAAUGGAUGUAUUUCUUAGUACUCCCUGGGUUGAUCAUCUUUGGAUGCUUAAUCCCUUUGUUAUUGUUUUUGCUAAUGUAUUUUAAAAGAAAUGGAUUAGACUUUUAUACUCUAAGACCUCAUAUUUGUUAUCUUUUUAACGAAUAUGUAUCGAAAAGGUAUUACUGGGAAUAAAUUAAAUUGAGUAACAAAGCUUUAAUAAUUCUCUUUUUAACUUAUUUUGAAACCAAUACACACUUAAAAGCCUCCUUAAUUGGUUUAAGUUUGAUUUGUUAUUAGCAAUUUGCAGCUAAGAAAAAGCCAUAUAUUAUUUAAACAUUCAAUAUUCUAGACUUGGAAAUGAGUUAAAAAUGUUCAGUCUCUAUAUUUUUGGCAGCCGUAAAGUAUGAAAGUGAAAUAUCAAAUAACAAAGUGAUUUCACUUGUUCUGUAAAUCUGCUUAAUACUAUUAUUUUUUUUGAUAACUUUUCCUUUUAUUUACCAAAUUGGAAUAACUAAUUAUAAGAAAUAUAAAAUACUUGCAUUUUCAUCAUUCCAUUUGGUUUUUAAGUACUUUAGGUUCACAAAAGCAUCAAAAGUAUUCGAAUAAUUUUUAGACGAAUAAAGUAAAAAAGAUUAAAGACUGAAAGAAAACUUCACCAAAUUAAGAAAAUUCCUUAUUGUUUUUUCAAAAGCUUAGAUAAAAAACAGACCGGUUAUUCUCUCUAGAUUCAAUUCCAGUAAAAAUUACUAAUAAACAUUAUUAACUACAGAGUUACAAGCCUAAUCGGUCAUGUUAACAGCAAACAGAUUGGAAUGA
Molecule: messenger RNA, 8589 nt
Organism: Paramecium tetraurelia
Lineage: Eukaryota; Ciliophora; Oligohymenophorea; Peniculida; Parameciidae
Exons: 6
Source: RefSeq, a predicted model, not a curated record